Notothenia coriiceps (black rockcod) is the source of this 1464-nucleotide messenger RNA. It is a transcript of the gene aipl1, whose product is annotated as aryl hydrocarbon receptor interacting protein-like 1. Gene Ontology annotation, molecular function: peptidyl-prolyl cis-trans isomerase activity; protein binding. Bases 1 to 993 code for a protein of 330 amino acids. The record is from RefSeq and is a predicted model, not a curated record. NCBI's taxonomy places the organism in Eukaryota, Metazoa, Chordata, Actinopteri, Perciformes, Nototheniidae. The transcript is spliced from 6 exons.
AUGUCGGAUAUGCAGGAUACAAUGUUGUUGGGCUUGGAGGGAAUCAAGAAAACUAUUCUGCAUGGAGGGACCGGAGAAAUUCCAAAAUGUAUCUCUGGAUCAAAGGUGACUUUCCACUUCCGCACCCAGUUGUGUGAUGAUGAGCGGACAGUGAUAGAUGACAGCAAAGUGGUGGGGACGCCCAUGGAGAUAGUGAUCGGCAACAUGUUUAAAAUGGACAUCUGGGAAACCCUGUUGUCCUCCUUGAGGAUCGGAGAGGUGGCCGAAUUCUGGUGUGACAUCAUUCACACUGGCGUUUAUCCACUAGUGUCCAAGAGUAUGAGGCGCAUUGCAGAAGGCAAAGACCCAGUGGACUGGCAGAUCCAUACAUGUGGUAUGGCCAACAUGUUCGCCUACCACAGCCUGGGCUACGACGACCUGGAUGAGCUGAUGAAGGAACCAAAACCCCUCUACUUUGUCCUGGAGCUGCUCAGGGUUCAGCAGCCCAGUGAGUACAACAGGGAGACGUGGGCUAUGAAUGAUGAGGAGAGGUUGAAGGUGGUGCCUGUGCUUCACGGUCAAGGGAACAAGCUCUACAAACAGGGGAACUACGACGAGGCCACACAAAAGUACAAGGAGGCCAUCAUCUGCAUCAAGAAUGUUCAGACAAAGGAGAAAGCAUGGGAGGUCUCUUGGCUAAAGCUGGAGAAGAUGGCCAACACUAUAACGCUCAACUACUGCCAGUGUCUAAUGCGCACAGAAGAGUACUACGAGGCCAUCGAGCACACCACCGACAUCAUCAACCAGCACCCAGGUGACAUGAAGGCCUUCUUCCUGCGAGGGAAGGCCCACGCAGAAGUGUGGAACGAGGCAGAGGCUCGGCAGGACUUCAGCCGGGUGCUGGACCUGGACCCAGGCAUGAAGAAGGUCGUCAAGAGAGAGCUGGCCGUGCUUAAUAUGCGCAUGGAGGAAAAGAACCAGGAGGACAAGAACAAGUACAGAGGCAUGUUUUGAGGAGACGCUGCAGCAGAGGUUAGGAGAAUCCCAAAAGUGAUGGCUGAAGAAAAGGAAUCCCCAAGAUUGAUUGUACCUUUAACAACCACAUCUUCUUCACUGCAGUGACUUUCACAAGGUCUGGGAGACACUCAGAUGGAAUAUAUAAGGAUGAAAGAGCUGCUUCCUUUCUGCCCGUCUUUCUUGGUCAUCAAAACUAUUAAAUUAAACUUUUAAAUGGAGGACUUUGCACACUUGUAAUCUUACCUAAAUUGGUUACAUUUCAAGGAAAUGUUUGACUGCUUGAUUUGGUUGUUUGUAUUCAAUUAUCUCCAAUAUUUAGCAAGGCAUUGAGAGGUACCAAAACACAAAAUAUGUAUUUAGUGAUUAAGUAAAAAGCAGCCUUUAUCUAACGCUCGGAAAGUGAGCGCAUAAGUGUAUUUCCCAAAAUGUCCAAAUCUUCUGUUCUGAUUUGUUAUAUUGUUUUGGAUU